Molecule: messenger RNA, 273 nt
Organism: Penicillium malachiteum
Lineage: Eukaryota; Fungi; Ascomycota; Eurotiomycetes; Eurotiales; Aspergillaceae
Exons: 1
Coding region: 1-273 (90 amino acids)
Source: RefSeq, a predicted model, not a curated record
AUGUGCUUCGGGUUUAGUGAACUGAAACCCCAACCUCCACGCCGUGAGGAGUACGUGAAUAAUGACGCUGGAUACUUUCGGGCUCACGAUAAAUACGACAGAGACCUUGCGAGUUAUUACAAGACUAAGGCUCGUAAGAAACGCCGUGCCCACGCAGGUAUGAUCGGUGGAGGAGCUGCGACGGCAGGAGUCGCAGGAUGGGGUGGUUUUGGUGGUGGUGGCGGCGGCGUCGGAGGAUGUGGAGGUGGAGGUGGAGGUGGUGGAGGAUGUUAA